AUGUCGGACGAUGAUGAUAGUUAUGAUAGUAACAUUGACGAAAAUGUCGACGAAGAAAUACUUUACGACGAACAUGAAGAUAAUUUUAUGCAAAUAGACAAUUCCGAUAAUUGCUUGAGAAAAACUGAACUUGAUAAA
Messenger RNA from Racocetra persica, 138 nucleotides. Lineage: Eukaryota; Fungi; Glomeromycota; Glomeromycetes; Diversisporales; Gigasporaceae. The record is from the annotation of a GenBank genome assembly.